AUGGCCCUCACAGGCCGUGGAAGGCCACCUCGACCACCUAGAGCAGAUUAUUUGGCAGCCCGCUUUGAUGCAUUCGAACGGGCUAUGGAGAGCAAGCUUCACGCCAUUCGUGCUAUCAGACUCGACCAGGGCCACCCACAUCCUGUGUCCCCACUGCCAAAAUCCGACUCUCUGGUAGUGUGCCUGGAGGCACACUUCUUCCUAUUCCCUCUCAUCUUGAGAGGUCAGAGAUGGUUCAUACAACCAUCUCCCAACCGUGUCUACACCGGAUCGACGGCACUUCAGCCUUUCCUGAGUGCCAGCUCCCGAAGCGCAUCACGCUUCAACAAAUGCUAA
Molecule: messenger RNA, 336 nt
Organism: Cantharellus anzutake
Lineage: Eukaryota; Fungi; Basidiomycota; Agaricomycetes; Cantharellales; Hydnaceae
Exons: 2
Coding region: 1-336 (111 amino acids)
Source: RefSeq, a predicted model, not a curated record